GGAUAUGUAAAGUCCCGAUAUUAUACUAUCUUAGUGUAUAAAACACGGCUCGUUUUGUUCAACUUCAUAAGUCAUUACCAAGUUCUUAUGUACUGCGUACUUAGGUACUCUGUGAUUAAAAUAUACCUAUUAUAAUAAUCGUCAAAGUAAUCAAUUAAAAUGAAGUUAACUAAAGUGUUUGUGAUUUUGAUCGUGGUGGUUGCACUUCUGGUGCCUUCUGAAGCGGCUCCAGGAAAGAUACCCGUGAAGGCAAUUAAAAAGGCGGGCGCAGCGAUUGGUAAAGGUCUCCGGGCGAUUAACAUAGCCAGCACUGCGCAUGAUGUCUAUUCCUUCUUCAAACCAAAACACAAGAAGAAACAUUAA
Molecule: messenger RNA, 363 nt
Organism: Spodoptera litura
Lineage: Eukaryota; Metazoa; Arthropoda; Insecta; Lepidoptera; Noctuidae
Gene: Mor
Product: moricin
Biological process (GO): defense response to bacterium
Cellular component (GO): extracellular region
Source: RefSeq, a predicted model, not a curated record